CGGCGACGUUGUAAAUAAUAUGUACGAGCCUGACCCGGAGCUGCUGGCCGGCCAGAGCGCCGAGGACGAGACGGAAGACAGCAUCAUGUCCCCCAUCCCCGUGGGGCCGCCGUCGCCCUUCCCCACGAGCGAGGACUUCACCCCCAAGGAGGGCUCGCCCUACGAGGCGCCCGUCUACAUCCCGGAGGACAUCCCAGUGCCGCCUGACUUUGAGCUGCGCGAGUCGUCCAUCCCGGGCGCCGGCCUGGGCAUCUGGGCCAAGAAGAGGAUGGAGGUCGGGGAGCGGUUCGGGCCGUACACGGUGGCGCCCCCGGCGGUGCUGAAGGAGGCCGGCUUCGGAUGGGAGGUGAGCGGCGAGCGCGACCAGAGUGAUUGAUCGUCUGUGUAUACAGCGGGCGGGUGGCC
Messenger RNA from Oryctolagus cuniculus (rabbit), 405 nucleotides. The record is from RefSeq and is a predicted model, not a curated record. Lineage: Eukaryota; Metazoa; Chordata; Mammalia; Lagomorpha; Leporidae.